AUGGUUGUUCUCGCAGCAUCAAUAUGCACCCGGGGGGGCAAGGCAGUGCUCUCGCGUCAAUUCCGGGAGAUCGCCCGCUCCAGGAUUGAAGCUUUGCUCGCGUCCUUUCCAAAGCUCGCUGAUUCCGGAACUCAGCAUACAACCGUUGAACAGGACAAUGUUCGCUUUGUCUACCAACCUCUUGACGAGCUAUACAUCGUCCUCAUCACGAACCGCCAAUCCAACAUCCUUCAAGACAUUGACAGCCUUCAUCUUUUCGCCCAAGUGACCACAAGCAUCUGCAAGAGCUUGGACGAGCGGGAGAUCGUUCGCAAUGCCUUCGAAUUGCUUAGCGCGUUCGACGAGAUUGUGACGCUGGGAUACCGAGAGAACCUGUCGCUUUCUCAGAUCAAGACAUUCCUGGAAAUGGAAAGUCACGAAGAGAGAAUACAGGAAAUUAUUGAAAGAAACAAAGAGCUCGAAGCCAGCGAGGAGCGCAAAAGAAAGGCGAAGCAGCUGGAGAUGCAGCGAAAGGAGGCAGCUCGCAGUGGCCGUUCUAUGGCACCCAGGACUCCAUCCUAUCCUGUAUACACUCCUCCAUCACGUCCUGCUGCGCCCGAAACAUAUGAUACUUAUGAGGCGGAGAAGAAGAAGUCAUUUGCGAAGACGUUGCCCACACGCGGAAAAGGCAUGCAACUUGGCAAGAAAUCCAAGACCACAGAUAUCUACGAGAAAGUUCGAGGUGAUCUGGGCCCCGAAGUUGAGGAAUCAAGUCCGUUGGUGACUCCCCAAGUUUCGACGACGGCGGGCGAGAAUGCCCCAUCCGCUCGUGCCUCAUUAUCCGCCGACAGAGAGCCUAUCCAUAUCACUAUUGCCGAAACAAUUUCUGCCAAACUUACCCGUGAAGGUGCCCUGAAGUCGUUCGAGGUGAAGGGCGACCUCCAGCUUCGUAUUACCGACCCAUCUUUCACAAAACUCAAGCUGGACCUGCUGGCCAAUCCUACACAUGGCGCACAGUUCCGCACCCAUCCAAAUGUUGACAAGGCCGUCUUCACCAACUCCUCAGCCAUUCAGUUGAAAGACUUGACCAAGCGUUUCCCAGCCAACAACUCAAUUGGCGUCCUUCGCUGGCGCGUUGCUAGCUCGGGGUCAGAAAAUGCUGAUAUUCUCCCCAUCACGUUCACAGUGUGGGUGAAUAAGGGCUCCGACUCAACCACUGUAACCAUCGAGUAUGAGCUCACGGGCUCGGAUACACUGAGAGAUGUGGUCGUUUCCAUACCUUUUGGUUCGACAGAGCCUACCGUGUCCAGCUUCGACGCUGUCUAUGAGGUUUCGGGGGAUAGUUUGGACUGGAACAUCGGUACUGUGGACGAGACCAACGCUUCAGGAAGCUUUGAAUUUGAAUCCGCAGGCGACGGGGACGAAAAUGAGUUCUUCCCGAUGAAUGUGCGCUUCUCCAAAGCUAGUCCUUUCGUCGAAGUGGAUGUGACCAACGUGUCCCUUCUCGAGAUGGAAGGGGAGAGCACAGGAUUCUCGAAAGAUGUGAGAAGCAUUGCUGAGGGCUACGUUAUUGAAUAA
Messenger RNA from Aspergillus udagawae, 1557 nucleotides. Its product is annotated as coatomer subunit delta. The record is from RefSeq and is a predicted model, not a curated record. The transcript has 4 exons. Gene Ontology annotation, biological process: Golgi localization; retrograde vesicle-mediated transport, Golgi to endoplasmic reticulum; endoplasmic reticulum to Golgi vesicle-mediated transport. The coding region runs from base 1 to 1557 and encodes 518 amino acids. Lineage: Eukaryota; Fungi; Ascomycota; Eurotiomycetes; Eurotiales; Aspergillaceae. Gene Ontology annotation, cellular component: cytosol; COPI vesicle coat.